Messenger RNA from Monopterus albus (swamp eel), 1689 nucleotides. RefSeq names its product steroid 17-alpha-hydroxylase/17,20 lyase-like. Gene Ontology annotation, biological process: hormone biosynthetic process; progesterone metabolic process. Gene Ontology annotation, molecular function: steroid 17-alpha-monooxygenase activity; heme binding; iron ion binding. The record is from RefSeq and is a predicted model, not a curated record. Lineage: Eukaryota; Metazoa; Chordata; Actinopteri; Synbranchiformes; Synbranchidae.
AUGUUCACCGGUCUACUCUCCUCGCUUUCUUCCUUUACCUCCCUCCCACCAUCAGUCCUCCUCCUCAUCCUUGUUGUGGUGGUCGCCUGGUUUCUGAUCAUAUAUCCUGGAACUAAACCUUCAUCCUGUCCUCCCCCAGCUCGGGGCUCCAUCCCCUGCCUGCCGAGGCUCCCCGUCCUGGGCAGCCUCCCCUGGAUGAGAGGACACCUCCCCCCUCACCUGCUCUUCUCUCAGUUGGCCCAGAGGUACGGCUCUCUGUUUGCGCUCUACCUCGGUCCUCAGUACACUGUGGUGGUGAACGACCACCAACAUGCCAAAGAGGUCCUCCUGCAGAGAGGAAAGGACUUCGCUGGACGUCCAAACAUGGUGACCACCAACCUGUUGACCAGAGGAGGUAAAGACAUCGCCUUUGCAGACUACUCUCCUCUGUGGAAGCUCCAACGCCGCCUCACCCACAACUCCUUCACUCUGUUUGGAGAAGGAACCAGUCGACUGCAGGACAUCGGUACCACCCCCCCCCAAUCGAUCAGGCUGUGUCUGUGUGCCGAACUGUUAUCCAGUGGGACUCGUGGCUUCGACCCAUCUCUUGCGGUGACCAGGGCUGUUACCAAUGUUGUAUGCAUGCUGGUGUUCAGCGCCACCUACCACCAAGGUGACACUGAGCUGCAGGAGGUGGUGCUAUACAACCAAGGCAUCCUGGACACCAUCGCCAGGGGGGCACUGGUGGACAUUUACCCCUGGAUGAAGGUCUUUCCAAACAAGUCUCUCAGUAAACUGAAGGCCUGUAUCGCCAUCAGAGACCGACUCCUGACAACCAAACUAGAGGAGCACAAGGCAUCUCUGUGUGACGGUGACCCCCGUGACCUGCUGGAUGCCUUGCUCAAGGGUCAGAAGAGCAGCAACCAGGGUCAAAGGGCAUCUGGGUCCGAGGACGAGGGGAUAACAGAUGACCAUGUCCUGAUGACGGCGGCUGAGGCUUUUUCAGCUGGAGUGGAGACCACAUCCAGUACACUACUGUGGAUCCUGGCCUACCUGCUGCACCACCCUGAGAUCCAGGAUCGUGUGCAGAAGGAGCUGGAUGAGCAGAUUGGCAGCGAUCGAGCUGUAUGCGCGUUGGCCCGUGGCCCGCUGCCGUCCCUGGCCUGUGUAAUGAGGAUCCGACCGGUCAGCCCGGUGUUGAUCUCCCACACCGCCAUAACUGACAGCAGUAUUGGAGGUCACGCUAUCAGCCGUGGGACUCAGGUUUUGGUCAACAUGUGGUCGAUUCACCAUAACCCCCAGUACUGGGACAACCCGGACCUGUUCAACCCAGAUCGUUUCCUUGAUGACCAGGGUCAGCGUGUCACACCCUCCUGUUUCCUGCCCUUUGGUGCAGGACCUCGGGUCUGCGUUGGCGAAUCCCUUGCCAGGCUGGAGCUCUUCCUGUUCCUGUCCUCUCUGCUCCAGCGACUGAGCUUCAGUCUGCCAGACGGGGCUCCCCUGCCUAACCUGGAGGGGCAGCUGGGUGUGGUCUUGCAACCAUUACCUUAUAAAGUUGUUGUCACUCCAAGAGCGGGAUGGCAGGGCGGAGCAAACUAAGAAAGCAGAGGUAGCUAGUCAAACUUUGUGACAGGAGAAGAAAACGUAAAGCAAAAAUGUUUGUCCUCUGCAGGAGAGGGUCAGAAUAUUAGGAACACCUCUGAAUAUAAU